AUGACGAUUGCGAAAAAGGAGGAAGUCACGGGUGCCAGUGGAAGCAAGUUCACCCUCAAAGAUCUCAUUGGCAUGGGAGGAGGGGACGGUGCACCAAAGCUCGGUCGAAAGACAUCCGCUGCGGGCUCUCAGAAGGGCUCUGAUCGAGGCUCCACUCGAGGCAGUGAACGCGAUUAUGGUGACAACACAUCGACUGCUUCCUUGUUGAAAAAAUACGGAAUCUGCGACAAGGCUGCGAUCGGCAAAGGUGCCACGGCUGUCGUGCGACUUGCCCACAAAUGGGAUCGACGAGAAGAAAAGCUUUACGCUGUCAAGGAGUUCCGAAAGAGGCGAAAGAAUGAGACUGAAAAGGAUUAUGUCAAGAAGCUCACUUCGGAAUUCUGCAUCUCGUCGACAUUGCAUCAUAUCAACGUUGUCGAGACUGUUGACUUGGUCCAGGACGAAGCGCAUCACUGGUGCGAAGUCAUGGAGUACUGUCCCGGUGGAGACCUCUACGCAGCGAUCAAAAAGGGUGGAAUGUCGAGCGGAGAGGUCGAAUGCUCCUUCAAGCAGAUCCUUCUUGGUAUUCAAUACCUCCAUUCCAUGGGUGUAGCUCAUCGCGAUAUCAAGCCGGAGAACUUGUUGUUGGAUGGUCGGGGUCACGUUAAGAUUACCGACUUUGGAGUCUCAGACGUCUUUAGAAUGUGUUGGGAGAAGAAGACCCAUUUCAGUAAAGGCUUGUGUGGGUCUGAACCAUACAUUGCCCCAGAAUUGUUCGAGCAGAAGGAGUACGAUGCUCGGCUCGUCGACGUCUGGGCUGCUGCAGUCGUCUUCUACUGCAUGCAGUUCCAGGAACUUCCCUGGAGAGUCGCCAAAUCGACCGACCCGACGUACAAGGACUAUGUCACGGCCUAUUCUCCUACCAAACCCUUGGCAGAAGGUCAACAUCACCCUACACCUCCACCGUUGAACAACCUUGUUCCUAGAGAGUGUCGCUUAUUGAUCAAACACAUGUUGGAUCCUGACCCCAAGACACGAUGGGGAAUCGACGAUGUCCUCAAAGACAAAUGGAUGCAGGGUGUAGAAGUGUGCGAAGAGGGUAAAGAGAAUUCCCAUUCGCACAGUUCAGCCGGGAUGGACAUUGUCAAGAUUGUCCCUAACUAG
This is a messenger RNA of Kockovaella imperatae, 1143 nucleotides long. Its product is annotated as kinase-like domain-containing protein. Lineage: Eukaryota; Fungi; Basidiomycota; Tremellomycetes; Tremellales; Cuniculitremaceae. The record is from RefSeq and is a predicted model, not a curated record. Gene Ontology annotation, molecular function: protein serine/threonine kinase activity; ATP binding. Gene Ontology annotation, biological process: protein phosphorylation; intracellular monoatomic cation homeostasis; intracellular signal transduction. Bases 1 to 1143 code for a protein of 380 amino acids. The transcript is spliced from 2 exons.